AUGUCUAUCUACCCGAAGUUUUGCAACGAGCUGAAGCUCGAGGUCUGGGACCAGGCCGCGAUGAUCCCCGGCAUGCAUUAUUUCCAGCUGUAUGUCGAUCGCUAUGCUGAUGCCAUGCCUCUUGGUGAUAUCAACACACAAACUCCUCAGCUCAUGCCUGCGGAACCAGAGGCAUACGAUCCUUCUGCAUGGCGACAGCGCAGCAAGCUCAUGGAAAUCGACGCAGCAUCAGAGAGGGCGAUAAUGGGUCUCUUCAGAAGACCUUCCUCCAAGAAGAUGUGGCCCCGAAUGCCGUUCAAGGAUACUCCCAAGACAAAGGAUCGCGCAUUCAUCCUCCGCGACCUCGAUAUGAUCUGCAUUCAAUUCAUUGGCCGUGUCACUGCCAGCUGGGUUCGACCGGUGCGAAACCAACACGUAUUUGCUGGUAUCAAGCAAGUAUCCAUGGAGUAUGACUACCAGUAUAUAGAUGGUGUCUACAAAGAUCCGCCUUUCCAGUGCCGCGGCGAUCUGCCCCGCCGCUGCGACUUGAAGUUUUGCCCUCUCUUGCUAGACAAGUUUAUUAGUUACUUCCCUGACAUGAAGAAGUUCUUCUUCAUCAUGAAGCUAACUCUGGAACACCUCCGCCCCAUCGAAUCGGUCCAAAUCACAACCGGUAAGCGAGACCACGAGGGCAAUUUCAAGAACGAGGGCAACAAUAGUCUCCUUACCCAGCCUCGCAUGACUCGAAAGCAAGCUUCUGCGUACCACUUGAAGAGCACUUACGAGAAUUUCCGAGAUACCGCCCGACGCGAGAACCUAGCAAGCUUCGAAGACAUGGAGCACUUUUAUUACGAAGUCCGUAAGUGCGACAGCCAUGUCUUGACCGUACACGAUGAAUUCUGGAGGCAUUUCCGCAAGCUCGAGGAACUUUGGGCGGCGCAGGAGAGAACCCCGAACCUUGGACACAGGAUUAACAAGGUUGAACUCGGCCUGCUUAUCUUCGUCGACCAGAAGGAUAUCAACCCUCUCGCAACUCGUCCGAUCAAGUCCAGAAAGGCGACUGGCCGUGAGGCGGCGAGCUGGCCGGUAAUAAAGGCGCCAGUAUGA
This is a messenger RNA of Annulohypoxylon maeteangense, 1086 nucleotides long. RefSeq lists its product as uncharacterized. The record is from RefSeq and is a predicted model, not a curated record. The transcript has 3 exons. The coding region runs from base 1 to 1086 and encodes 361 amino acids. Lineage: Eukaryota; Fungi; Ascomycota; Sordariomycetes; Xylariales; Hypoxylaceae.